Myiozetetes cayanensis is the source of this 4647-nucleotide messenger RNA. It is a transcript of the gene LAMP3, whose product is annotated as lysosomal associated membrane protein 3. The transcript has 6 exons. The record is from RefSeq and is a predicted model, not a curated record. The coding region runs from base 104 to 1372 and encodes 422 amino acids. NCBI's taxonomy places the organism in Eukaryota, Metazoa, Chordata, Aves, Passeriformes, Tyrannidae. Gene Ontology annotation, cellular component: membrane.
GACUGAGCACUCCCAGCAUCAAGUGAAACUUUUCAGUCCCCAGGAAAGCUUGAUUUUCUCUCCACCCGCUCCCCGGUGAGAAGCAGCAUCUCCCCCACCUGCCAUGGGGAGGAGUGCACGGCAGCUCGUCUUGCUGACCUUCGGCUGUGCAUUUUCCUCCUGCCUUGCUGAAGUGGCCUUGAGGGUUGAACUGUCUCCAGAAACCACGUCCUUCCACCAUACGGCUACUUCUGCUCAGCCACUUUCCCUUUAUCAUUCCUCACCCCAUGAAAGCACCACAGUUCACUUUAACAGCACAGUCUCUCUUGAAACAACACCCACAAGCCACAGAACAACAGUGCAGACAACGGAGCAGCACCAGGAAACAAUAGCUCCAGACCAGCACACCACAGCCCAGGCAGGAGCUGGAACACCCACCCCCACCACCACACCAGCAGACAACACCAGUGCAGCUGGCCAUGCCACAGCCCAGGCCGUGCACAGGGUCACACCCACAGUGAAGAACACAACCACACCCCUUGUGUCCUCCACACAUGUGGGCACCGCAGUGACAGCCACCAACACGUCCCUAAAACACACGACAGCAAAUACUGCUGCUGCCAACACCUCUACAGCCGCCACCGUGCAGACAGUCAGAGCCACCACACAGUCAGGAAAACAAACAACAGCGACCAGAAACACAACAGCCAUAGCCAUGACCAACACGACAACCGCCCAUCCAGGGACCCAAACAGCCACCCCAUCUACCACAGUGACAGUGAGACCCACUCCUGCCCCGCAGCCUUCUUCCAUCCCCACCGGCACUUACACCGUCUCCAGCGGGAACAGGACCUGCAUCAAAGCAGUCAUGGGUUUGCAGCUGAUGGGUCAAAAUACACAAAAGGAGCAGAUGGAGUCUGUGGUUGUUAACCCCAAUGCAACACAGACAUCUGGAAGCUGUGGGAUGGUGCAGUCUGAGCUGAACUUAACUUUCAGUGGAGGGUUUGUGAACUUCACCUUUGUAAAGCAAGCUCCAAGUUACUUUGUCAGUAACAUUGAGAGCAGAAUACCGUUAUCUUCUGAAGGUAUGUUUUACUAUGCAGCCUUAAAUGAGAAGCUGUUUACAACAAAGCUGGGGAACUCCUUUAAGUGUGCCAGCAGGCAAACCUUCACCUUGGAGAAGAACUUCCAGAUCCUCUUUGUUCACAUGCAGCUGCAGGCGUUUGAGAUUGUUGGUAACCAGUUUGGGAAAGAAGAAGAAUGUUUUCCUGAUAGAAACAGCAAAGCAGCUCCCGUCGCAGUGGGCCUGAGUAUCCUGGGGUUGUUUGUCAUUGUGUUUGUCACCUUCCUGAUUUCCAGGAGGAAGCCACACAGAGGAUACGAACGCAUCUGAGGUGCCCUUGUACUUCCAAAUGUGUGUAGCAAGCAGAGAAGUCACAGGAGUUUUAGCUUCUGCCUGGCAAUCUCACUGCCCUGAAGCCACAUUUUUAAGUGAGAUGACACCAAGUGCUUAAAUCUAAUGAAUAUUUCUGGAAGUAGUUUCUUUAGAGUAGGAAGGAGACAACUCAUACCCUCUACUUUAGGCUAUUCUUAGCAUCUGAUUUAGGUGUAGCACAGAUGACCAAAAUAAGGAGCCUAAAUUCUCUGUGUUAUCAACAAAAGAGUUAAUUCAGACCACCUAAGUCAGAUUCCUAGAGAUAGCUUAAAGUAGUAUUGGUAUCCCCAAGAAAAUCCAGCAGGUUUGUUAGUGAUAAGGUUUAGAUUCAUUAAAAUACAUAAUUUUGGUGAUAUGACUUGCAAAUGAAUAAAGCAGAGGUCCAGAGUAGACACAACUCUGUUUAAACUAGAGCUUGUGGGAACACUGAGGGUGCCAAAAUCACAGGAUAAGUGUCAGUGUGACUCCAUUCACAAGCAAGUUCUCACCAGUCCUACAACAGAGUUACACUUCCUAAAUGCUUGUUUUUUUUCCUAUUAAGCCCUUUGCAAAGACACAGUGGUAAUGUGUGACCCUUACUCUGGAGCUGAAUAUGUCACAGUCCUGUGAGAGCUCACGAAUCACACACGUCCUGUUCAGACAUGGACCUGUCACGGUGACCACCACUGAGCCAGUAACUGCCCCUCUACUGAGAUGGCAGCACAGGGAUCUCUGAAUCUGGGAAGAUGCCACACUCACUGGAAGUGCCUGGGAUUCAGUGAGCACCGUUGUGGCAGACCUGCACAAGGUCCAUGAGAAAUGGAGAUCCACUGACACUGUAUGUUCAAGGCUUCUAUAAGAACUAAAAGCUUGCACAGUCCUUGGACAAACUCUCUGUCCAAAAGUGAAUGUUACCCAGUGUGCUUACAGCUGAGCAGCUGGAUUUCCAUAUGGAAAUAAUUUGGAGUUGCUUUAAAGCACAUUAAUUGAUACACUCUGCAUUCUAUUUCCUGCUAAACCAAUGAUGAAGGCAUGAGAGUAGUAAUUGCUUUUGAGGUUAAGUCCAGCUCAUGUUCUUUGUUGUAACAAGGAAAAAGCUCCUUGUCACAAAAGAUUUACAAAGCUAAACAUGUACUCAAAUGUGCACAUACACACACACAUGCGUGGUGCACACACCACACAAUCUGCUCACUGAAGCCAAUGAUGUCCAAACAAUAAGAAAUUAUGUACAAAGCCAUUUGCAAAAGAGAAAAUAACAGUAAACAAGAGCACAUUUUCCCCUAAGGAAUUAGGGUAAUGGCUGAGGAAAUAAUUAAGUCUCCAAAAAUGUUCCCUUUGAAUCUGAAUGAACCAAAAAAUGAGAAAGAUAAAGACAAUUCUGAAGCACUUCUGCACUUGGAGAAACAUCAGAGAGAAGUCAGAACCAGCUGUGAGCACAGGGGCAGCUGAAUACAUUUAUAAGGCAUAUAAAGAAAUGGGAUACCAAGCACAAGAAAUAGGAUACCAAACUUUCCAAGCUUUAAUACAGACACAGUGAUUAACUGUUUUCAGUUUAAAGCUCAGAAUGGUCCGACCCUAAACUGUUCUGCCCAGUGAUCAAUAAACCUCUCCCACUCAAAGCUAAGUUGUAUUUCACAUGUUCUUUGGAUUGCUGGGUUGCAUAAUCUGUACAGUGUGUUAUUUCUGCUGACAUGGAAUAUUUGCUUGUUCUGUUCUGUUAAUAUUCAGUCUUUUAAAAUCUGAUAACAGGAUGAGGAGAGAAAACUGUUCCUAAUGACUGCUAAUUCUCUGUUUAUUCUUGUGACACCCUCUGGCAUUACCAGAGAUUGCAAGAUUAACGUUUUUCCCCUCCACUUUUUUUAUUUCUACACUGAAUCAACCUGGUGGCAUUGAACAGUGUUUGAUUCAGGUUUACCUGAUUUGUUCUUAUGCUUUUUAUUGCUAUUGUUUGCAAUUUUUAUGAAGUUGCAUAGACCUUUCUAGAUGAAUGAUACUCUGGGCUUGCUCUAAAUGUCACAGGGGAAGUGCACGUGGUACAAACCGAUGAAACAUCUGGGUGCUCCCAGGAAAUGCUGCCAACAUGCAGCAAAAUUAAUCCAGUGGAGUUAGUGCUUUACAGUAGUAGAAGAUCCAUUGGAGAAUUCCUUACUGCAUCAGGAGAUUCCAGCCCCAAGUGCAACCUUUCUCCCACCUGUGGCCCAAUGUGCAUCCCCUCACCUCUUUUCCUGAUCACAAAAUACAAGCAGCCUGCAGCAGGGAUGUGUGUCAGCACACCAGCAUAGCAGGGAAUGUUGCCUCUUCAAAUUUAAUGCUGAAUUAGAAUUAGACAGCCCAGCUGCUCCCUGAGCUGCCAACUGCAGCUUUAAAAGCUGAUGCCUGUAUUUAUUUUCUGCCAGAACUUAAGUAGAUGUUUAGCUGGUACUCUUUUAUCUAAUGGAGUUGCCUUGAGCUCUUCCUCCCAUUGGGAAGAUUCUAUAGGGUUCAUGGGCCUUGUUCUUGCCAGACCUGCUCUUUUAAAUAUCUUGUCUGAGGAAACAUCUUGAGCAAAAAGUCCCUGAAAGAGCACAGUACGAAAAGAGCUCUUAUGAUAAACUCGCUGGACACUAGGUGGGCCAUAAUAGUCAUACUGUGGGCAGAAGGGGACAGUUUCAUCUGCUGUGGGAGGGCACAAGGCUGCAGUGGGUCCCAGAGUGACCAGUGCUGGUCUCAGUUUUUCUUCCCCCAGCUGCAGACUCAGAUCAGCCCAUCCCUGAACAGAAGAUGCUGAUUAGGAAGGCAUGAUGCACCAGGGCAGCAAAGUUUAACUUCUGUACACACAUGUGCUGCUCAGGAGACAGGAAUUAGGGGGUGAGCACAUCCCCACAUCCCGAUAGCUCCUGGUGCUCUGCUGCAGCUCCCACCCCAGACCAUCCACCAUGGCCUCUUGCACAUCCAAGGCAGACACAAGGGCAUCCCAUCAGCAUGAUGAUGUCACACUUAGCCAAAUCUCUAAGGAGUUUAUAACAAGGUUUAAUUUCUUUCAGUGCUUUUUGUUCUCUGAUGGACAAGUCCAGACUAAGGAACAGCUGUUAAUUCAGCUGAAAGAGGAAGGGAGAUGUAGAUCAGCACCUGAAGUGUCUGAAGGUGGUUUGGUUGAUCACUUCUGGCUUGCCAUAAUGUAUGGUUGCUAAAAGUAACUUGCUAUGAGAAGUAAGAUAUGCUCUUUAUUUUUCUAUUAUUGGUGUUUCUAUAAUAAAGGUUGUAUUUAGUCAUUA